AUGCAGGGCCAGGCUUCGGUGGAGGCCGCCUCUAGGAACCAUGAGGUCCUGCAGGCGUUCAGGGUGCUCGACGUGAAUGGCGAUGGCAAAAUCUCCCCUCAGGAGCUGAGACAGGUUCUGGAUCGCAUGGGGUGGGCGGACGAGUCGGCGAUGCAGGAGCUGAUGGCGAAGGCGGACACCAACGGCGACGGACUGAUUGACUUUGAAGAGUUCGUGCACUCGUCGCUUAACCACGCUGCCGCACGUGGCGGCGGGGCAGACGGUAUGGUGGGGGAGGCGGAGGAAGAUGAGGGGGACUUACGCAAGGCAUUCGAGCUGUUCGACCACGACGGCGACGGCAGCAUCACCGCGGAGGAGCUUCAGAAAGCCAUGCGCAUGCUGAGCGGCGACAAGCUCAGUAUGGAGGAGUGUCGCAUGAUGAUUGCUCGAGUGGACGUGAACAGAGACGGCCGAGUUAACUUCUCGGAAUUCAAGGGCAUGAUGGACGGCGUGCUCCGCUGA
Messenger RNA from Closterium sp. Yama58-4, 501 nucleotides. Lineage: Eukaryota; Viridiplantae; Streptophyta; Zygnematophyceae; Desmidiales; Closteriaceae. The record is from the annotation of a GenBank genome assembly.